Mizuhopecten yessoensis (Yesso scallop) is the source of this 2471-nucleotide messenger RNA. Its product is annotated as zinc finger protein 2-like. Gene Ontology annotation, biological process: regulation of transcription by RNA polymerase II. The transcript is spliced from 2 exons. NCBI's taxonomy places the organism in Eukaryota, Metazoa, Mollusca, Bivalvia, Pectinida, Pectinidae. Gene Ontology annotation, molecular function: DNA-binding transcription factor activity; RNA polymerase II cis-regulatory region sequence-specific DNA binding. The coding region runs from base 318 to 1961 and encodes 547 amino acids. The record is from RefSeq and is a predicted model, not a curated record.
CCUGUAGUGUAUGUUCAAACGCUACGUGCAGAUUAUCAGGAGCUCGUUCUGGUCUGUUAUCAUGUAAUAGAGAUGAGGCAAGUAGCAGGUCUUCGAUCUCUGACAUGAUUGAUGGUUAAGGGGGAAAUAUGUAUAGGAGCUAAGAAAAAGACACAAUUCAGUAGCAGAGAAGAUCUACAAACCAAAAUAGGAAUGAAAAAACAACCUCUAAAAAGUGAUCCAGUGUGUAAGGAUAUUUUCUGAUUAAACAAAACAAAGUCCUGUAGUAAGGAAUUUAAUCCAUCAUCUUACCUACGAACACAUAUCAGGACACAUACAUGAGAGGAACCAUAUCAAAUAUAUCAGAUCACUUACAGAAAUAUGUUCAUACGUAUAUGAAAGAUAUGAAAGAGAUGCCUUACACGUGCAAUAUCUGUAAUAAGGGCUUUAGUCACUUAUCUAGCCGACGAGAACAUACCAGGACACAUACAGGAGAGAAACCUUACCAGUGUGAUGUCUGUAGUAAGGCAUUUAGCCAGGGGGCUAACCUGCGAAAACAUAUUUUGACACAUACAGGAGAGAAACCAUACAAGUGUGAUGUUUGUAGUAAAAGAUUUAUCACGUUAACGCACGUAAAAAGACAUAUAAAGACACAUGCCGAAGAAAAUCCCUACAAGUGUGAUGUCUGUGGUAAGUCAUUUAGAGAAUCUCAUGCCCUAAGACAACAUACCAGGACACAUACAGGAGAGAAACCUUACCAGUGUGAAAUCUGUAGUAAGGCAUUUAAUCGAUCAUCUAACCUACAAAGACAUAUCAGGAUACAUACAGGAGAGAACCCUUACCAGUGUGAUGUCUGUAGUAAGGAAUUUAGCCGGGGGGCUAACCUGCGAAAACAUAUUUUGACACAUACAGGAGAGAAACCCUACACGUGUGAUUUUUGUAGUAAAAGAUUUAUCACGUUAAAGCACUUAAAAACACACAUCAAGACACAUGCCGAAGAAAAACCUUACAAGUGUGAUAUCUGUAGUAAGAAAUUUAGUCGAUCAUCUAACCUACAAACACAUAACAGGACACAUACAGGAGAGAAACCUUACCAGUGUGAUAUAUGUAGUAAGGCAUUUAGCCGGGGGGCUAACCUGCGAAAACAUAUUUUGACACAUACAGGAGAGAAACCAUACAAGUGUGAUGUUUGUUGUAAAAGAUUUAUCACGUUUACGCACUUAAAAAGACAUAUAAAGACACAUGCCGAAGAAAAACCUUACAAGUGUGAUAUCUGUAGUAAAACAUUUAAUACGGUAGCUAGCCUGCAAAGACAUCUUAAGACGCAUGCUGGGGAAAAGUCUUACACGUGUAAUACCAGUUGUAAGAAAUUUAGUAAAUCCUCUAGCCUACGAACACAUAUAAGAAAGCAUGCAAGAAACAAACUUUACAUGAGUGAUGUAGACAAUAGUAUGGUUAGUGUUAACAGUAGCCUACAGGGACACUUCAACACACACGCAAGGCAGGAUGUUGAAAGCAGCGAUACAUCUGAGACAACGUUCGAAUGUUAUCAGCAACAAAGCCAGUUCAAAUCAAAAACUGGAGAACAGUAUUUAAACCAUAGCGUACGUGACAACUUGGACGAGAGGCUAAUUGAAACAGGUGCCACUACCGCUGUUAGUGAGAUUACUAGUGUUAGUGGGACAUCUGAAGACAGCAUAGCUAGUGUCCGUGUGACUACUGGUGUUCGUUGGACUUCUGAAGACAGUAAAAUCACUGGUGUUAAUGAAACUAUUGGUGCUAGUGUGACUACUGGUGUUAUUAUGACUACUGAAGACGGUAAAACAACAGGUUUUAGUAAGACAGCUUUGGAGGCUGAUAUAAUAUACCGUGGAAUGAGGUUGUCAAAGACAGAUGAUUGUGCACAAGUAUUUACGUACAGCGUGCAAAAUAUACUACAAGAUUAUUAUAAGACAUAUCAAAUUGUAAAUGCAUGCCCUUGAUAAAAGCAUUACACAAAUGGCAGCUUGGUAAAACACUAAAAUAACAACGCACAUGUAAUAUAAAUAGAAUACAUUAUAUUAGUGAUGAUCUUAUAAGAAGAUAUCAGGAAUGAUAGAAAGCAAUUAUCUUUCAUGGGGAAUAUGGUAUCUGUGCAAAACUGUUAUAGAAUGGUGAAUUAAACAUGUCUGUAUAUGUUGUUUGUUUGUUGUAAUACGGGAUCCUCUUUGGAACGAUCUUUUUCGUUUGAUAAUGGGAGAUGUCUUUGUCAAAAUAUGUCAGCUUUCAUCAUUUUAUAGAUAUCGUGAUUUUAUUCACUCUCCGGACUCAAUAGAAAGUACGUUAUCUCAAUGUAAAUACAUGUAUUUGAAGAGAUCUAAGCUGUACUCUUAGAUGGAAGUAGUAUGCGAAAAUACACAUUAAAUAAAGCGUUUAAUUAUGAGUGCAGGUAUAUAUCACUCUGUCUUAUUCAGGAUAAUUUGUGGUUUUAACAAUAGUGCCUCUACAUUAAG